Molecule: messenger RNA, 456 nt
Organism: Myzus persicae (green peach aphid)
Lineage: Eukaryota; Metazoa; Arthropoda; Insecta; Hemiptera; Aphididae
Product: death-associated inhibitor of apoptosis 1-like
Exons: 2
Coding region: 1-456 (151 amino acids)
Biological process (GO): regulation of cell cycle; positive regulation of protein ubiquitination; negative regulation of apoptotic process
Cellular component (GO): cytoplasm; nucleus
Molecular function (GO): ubiquitin protein ligase activity; cysteine-type endopeptidase inhibitor activity involved in apoptotic process
Source: RefSeq, a predicted model, not a curated record
AUGAAUUUAUUAAAAUGUUCUGUCGAUUGUCGAUCUCUAGUGCGUUCGGUGCAAGAGAACUCUAAUCUCGAAUAUCCCGAGUAUAUAAGUUUUAUAUCGAGGCUGAAAACAUUCGAUUCACACCCAUCACAAUCGUAUCAAGAUAAAUAUUCGCUGACUGAAUGCGGUUUCACUUAUACCGGGGCGGGCGACUUAGUACAAUGUUUCUACUGCGGUUUGUUAUUGAGAAUAUGGGUGGAAAAUGACGAAGUGUGGCAACAACACGCCUUGUAUAACCCUAAAUGUGUAUUUGUAUUAUUAUAUAAAGGUGCAGAAUUUAUUGAUAAUGUUAAUAAUGAAUUUAAUGACAAAAGUAAUACCCGUGAUAAUAGUCAAGACGUAGAUUAUCCUGUUAACACGUUGACCGCCACGGGGUUUUUCACCAUGUUACUUAUUUUUGUUAUGAGAUCUAAUUAG